Messenger RNA from Naegleria fowleri, 3249 nucleotides. RefSeq lists its product as uncharacterized. The transcript has 4 exons. Gene Ontology annotation, biological process: positive regulation of gene expression. The record is from RefSeq and is a predicted model, not a curated record. The coding region runs from base 1 to 3249 and encodes 1082 amino acids. NCBI's taxonomy places the organism in Eukaryota, Heterolobosea, Eutetramitea, Acrasida, Naegleriidae.
AUGUCUCAAGUCCCCUCAAGCAAUUCAACUCGACCACCCACACAAAUUCUCUCUCUACAAGAUGCAAUUGAAAUUCAAUUCACAUUCUGCAAACAAAACCCAUCCUCUCCCUCACAUUUACGAAUGGGAUGCAUUCAACUCAAUGAAUUUGGUUUUGUAACAGAUGUCAUGUUUGAUGGUCAUCACAUUCCUAACAACAACAAGGUGCCUCCACAGAGCCGACUCUUUCAACUUUCUAAUUUUCACAAAACACUUCAUUUGAAAUCAUCCAAUCAAACGGAAAAUGAUGGAGAGUUUUCACAAUCGUUUAUCGUGAAACCAAAUCUGUCCAAUCUUUUCACAAAUCCUAAAGAACCACUCGACACUGGUUUUAAACACUUUUUAAAGGACUUUCAAAAACAAUCGUUGAAAGGAAUGAAUUUUGUCGAAGCAUUGUAUCCAUCAAAAUUUGAAAUUGCUCAAGAAUUGGGUAUCAUUAAUGCAGAAAAUGACGAAGAAAGUAGAAGUGAGAAUUUAAAAGCAUUGGCAGAUCCAUUGAGAACUUAUCGAGGAAAAACGAAAUGUGUGGUCUUUUAUUUGGAAGGUGAUUUUGCAAGUGUGUUAACUCCUCAAUCAAAUUUAGUGGUGGAAUGGGGAAAACAUAUUGUGGGAGAGUUGCCACAUCUCACAAAAACUGAAUUCAAACCAGAGAAUAAGCUUGUCUUUCCAUAUCAAUCAAUGAUCAAGCAGAACAAAAAUUGUGUGUUUUUGAGUAUUGUGUUAUGGAUGGAUCCACAAAUUAUGAAUCAAAAUAAUGUUUGUGCGAUGGAUACCAUUGGUUUGAAUUUGGGACCAGGUUCACCUUCCAUCAUGGAUGCUUACAAGUAUGGAUUGAUUCACCAGAGUUUGGGAGAAUUAUAUUCAUCGGAUGAGACAGCUGUUGUUUUACGUCAACCUUUCAAAUAUUUCGAACUUAAAAAGAACAAUUCAGUCGUUCUCUCUUCAUUGAAAAUUCAAAGCGUUCGUUGUUAUACCUUUGAAAUUAAUCACAUUCUGGUUGGAAAGAAAUUUAGUAUCAAUUCCAAAGCAAUUCUAUUGGAUCGAGGUAAUUAUGCCAUCAAACACAUUGGAGAUCCAGUGUUUAUUCCAGGAAAAGAAAAACCAGUCAUUUCAGGAAGAACUGAUACUAAAUCAGAUGCCACCUUCUCCAUUGAUUUGAAUCAUGUUCCGUCACAAGUGGACAAAAUUUUGUUUAUUUCUGUAUUUCAAGGAAAUGCUGAGACUAAUUUUAUUCGAGUGAAAGAUAGUGUAAUGAAAGUAUUCAAUGAAAAGCAGGAACUUGUCACAUCCAUUGUAGCAUCUCCAGGAAAUGAAAGUACUUUAAUUUGGGGAUUUCUUAAGAGAUUACCAGACAAUUCUUCUGAAUCCAGAUGGGAACUCUUUAAUAUGGAUCAAUACACAGAUCAACAUGGACCAUUGGGUGCUUAUCGUUAUGCUGUGAGACAUUUACCAAUGAUAUCUCCACUUUCUGACACUGUGAAUACUUGUCCAAUGCUCUCGAAUUCAUCCUCUACCAUGACAACAACUGUUGAAUUUUCACUUCAAAAACCUCUUCUUUGUAAAUUGAGAUUAGGAAAGAGAUUGGCUCCAUAUCUAUUUAUGGAUGAUGAGGAUGAGGAGGAUGAAGAUGGUUUCUCUAGAAAAUUAUCAAAAAAACCAUAUUACAAUUUGGAUGUGUGUUUCUUUGAUAAUUAUGGUUAUCACAUUCAUCAUGAAGCUGCAAAACCAGUGAAAAGCAAAUACAUGCCACUCUUCCAAUUGGGAAUGAAAGAACAUAUGGCAAAUUUACCAAAUUUGAAAACAGCAUUCAUCAAACUCGCAAUUCGAAUUCCAUGUGUCACCUACAAGGCAGAACCAUAUCCAUAUUAUGACACUGAUUUUACUGAUGAAGUGAAAGAGAGAAGUCUUUCUGAUGAAUUUGUCAAGUGCAUUCAAGAUGAAUCGAUGCGAAUGAUUAUUUGUGACGAGGAAAAGAAUGAAGAAUUAUUUGGUGUCUCUAUUCGAGAUUUGGAUCCAAAAGAACAAGAAGAAAAACUUAAAAAAAUCAAGUUGAAAGAAAAGAAUGUCAUCAAACCAGAUUUUGAAACUGAAGUACUUUUAUUGAAGUUGGAAAAAGUCGAUCAAAAGAGUGAUUUAUGGAAAGUGUGUCCAAUCCGCAAAGAAUUCGCAAAGGAUUCGAACUGGGUUGAAAAAAUUCGACAAGAAAUGCUUUCAGAAUUUGUCAAAGCAAGACCAUCUUUCAAGUUAAUGCAUGCAAAUGAAUGUGUGACUCAACCAUUUGUUUCUGAUAUGUACAAGGAAGUUUUCACAUCAGUGAUAAGUUUGGAAUGUUCUGACAUUUCUUACAAACCAAAACUUCAUAUUUUAACUCCAACAAAUGUGACUGAAGUGAACGAACAAAACAGUAGAUAUGGAAAUCCAAUGAGUGUUGAAAUUAUCAUGAAUAGCAAGAGAUUUUCACUUCCUGGAGAAAAUUCAAGAUUCGAAAUUGCCUACAAAGAUUAUGAACUUCAAAAUCAAAUGCUUGGAAUUAUUCUAUGUUUGGAAUUGUCCAAAGAUAUUCCAUCGAACAGUCAGAGUACUCUUGUGUUGAAAUUCUUUGAUCAAAAAGUUGGAGGAGAGAAAUUCAGACUUGUGAUUGAACCUCUCAAAUGUGGAUGGAAAAAACAAGGUGAAAUGCUCACAGUGUUGGCAACCAUGAAAGAUGUUGCAACACACAUGAUUAGUAUCAAAAGUGUCAUGAAGAUUAAUCUGAGUGAUUAUGCUGUCUUGUUGCCAUCUCCUCCAAAACAUCUUAAUAUUACCAUAGAUCGAGCAGAAGAUUUGGCAGUGUAUAAUGACAAAAACUCUGAUCCAUAUAUCGUUGCCAAGUUUGAUGAUGGUAAAAAACAAAUAAGCAAGAAGAAGACUGCGCUCUUUGUCACUCAUACGAUCAAGAAGACAUUGAAUCCUGUUUGGAAUGAGACUUUCCAAAUUCGUUUGAUUGGAGACAUUAAAGCGGACAACAGAGUUCUGGCCUUCCACAUGUACGAUAAGGAAACCCUCCACAAAGAUAACUACAUGGGCAUGGUGUUGAUUAAUGUGAAGGACAUCCAAGAAGGAAGCUUUGGUUAUCCUCUCAAGCCCAAUCCACUCAAACAAACCAAAGCCAAAGAGACCGAGAAGGUCAAAGGAAAGGUGUAUUUCAAGUUUGAGUUUGUUUAUGAAUAA